Gongylonema pulchrum is the source of this 1125-nucleotide messenger RNA. The record is from the annotation of a GenBank genome assembly. Lineage: Eukaryota; Metazoa; Nematoda; Chromadorea; Rhabditida; Gongylonematidae.
AUGAAUGGUUGUUAUGCCAUUGAUGAUUUUGCACCUAUUUAUCCAGAAAUUGCUGAACCAGCGGACUUGUUGCGGAUUCUUGAUACAUUGCAACUCUGCGCUCCUACCGAUUCGAAUGGUGAAGCGGAAUUUGAAUUUCCAGCCUUUAACGUUUUAGAUCCUCCCAAAGAUAUUUGGCAACGGGAUCGGCCAACGUAUGUUUAUGGUGGAGUGCGAGUUUUGCCUAUGCGUGGUAUGGAACGUUCUCUUCAGAGCACCUUUCCACGAAUUCAAGUUGCACUGCGCAGAUCAAUGCAUGACUUUCAGGAUCCGAUGGAUGCUGACCUAAUGCAGUGGUAUGGUUGUAGUAAGAUGAGCUCUGGUCAAAUGGAGGCUUUAAUUCGUUUGCAUGGCGAUGCAGUCGAAAUUCAAGUUCGAGGACCGUGUGAAAUUGCCACUUCAUGCUUCUAUUUCGUGGAGGAUGUUACGAAUCUCGUUGAACAGACUGCCCAAGAAGUGGCUCCCGGCAUCUCACUUGAGCGUCAUUUCCUUUCUCCUAAACACUUAAAAGAACACGUAGUAAAUCCAGCAGUCUAUGCGCCAGAAACGAUCAUGGCAAUGCAACAAGCAGAAUCAUUGACAAUCCGUAACAAUCAGGAAACUGAUGAAUUGUUCACGGAUGUUGUAUGUUUCGGCUCACGCGAUGUUGCAGCUGUGCUGACGUUAGGCAUCGACGUUGGUGUUGCGCAACUGCAACUCGCAACACGUUGUGAAUUAGCUGCUUUAUUGGAUCCAUCAGAUGCGAUGGGUCGAGAUUGGUCCAUACUGGCAGUAAAAUUGAAUCUUACUGACCAGCUGCCGGAAGUUGAUUCAACCGGACAAAGUCUUUCAAGGACCGAUCAGUUGCUCGCCGAAUGGGCUUUGCAAUCUCCAGAAACAGCUACAGUCGGCAGGCUUUGUACCAUUUUGGAAGAACUCGGCAGACAAGAUGCCCGAGAUGCACUGUAUAGGACAGUACCACUGUACCUGUUUGCUCCAUUAGACGAGCAGCCAGCGGUGCAUCUAACGGAAUGUGGAGAUUCAGGUGUUGUCUCCUCAACGCAGUCGACCACCGAUCCUCGUUCCGCAUCAACGUUAUCGCGAUAG